AUGAACCGCAGCCACCGGCACGGAGCGGGCAGCGGCUGCCUAGGGACCAUGGAGGUGAAGAGCAAGUUUGGAGCUGAAUUUCGUCGGUUUUCCCUGGAAAGAUCAAAACCUGGCAAGUUUGAGGAGUUUUAUGGAUUACUGCAGCACGUUCAUAAGAUUCCCAACGUUGAUGUUUUAGUAGGCUAUGCAGACAUCCAUGGAGAUUUGCUGCCCAUAAAUAAUGAUGAUAAUUACCACAAAGCUGUUUCAACGGCCAACCCACUGCUUAGGAUUUUUAUACAAAAAAAGGAAGAAGCGGACUACAGUGCCUUUGGUACAGACACACUAAUAAAGAAGAAGAAUGUUUUAACCAAUGUGUUGCGUCCUGACAACCAUAGAAAAAAGCCACAUAUAGUCAUUAGUAUGCCCCAGGACUUCCGACCUGUGUCUUCUAUUAUCGAUGUGGAUAUUCUUCCAGAAACGCAUCGUAGGGUCCGCCUUUACAAAUACGGCACUGAGAAACCUCUAGGAUUCUACAUCCGGGAUGGCUCCAGUGUCAGGGUGACACCGCAUGGCUUAGAGAAGGUCCCAGGGAUCUUUAUAUCCAGACUUGUCCCAGGAGGUCUGGCUCAAAGCACAGGACUAUUAGCUGUUAACGAUGAGGUUUUAGAAGUUAAUGGCAUCGAAGUUUCAGGGAAGAGUCUUGAUCAAGUCACAGACAUGAUGAUCGCAAACAGCCGCAACCUCAUCAUCACAGUGAGACCCGCGAACCAGAGGAAUAACGUCAUUAGGAACAGUCGAACUUCUGGCAGCUCCGGCCAGUCUACGGAUAACAGCCUCCUUGGCUAUCCUCAGCAGGUCGAGCCGAGCUUUGAGCCCGAGGAUGAAGACAGCGAUGACGAUGACAUCAUCAUUGAAGACAGCGGAGUGCCGCAGCAGAUCCCGAAGGCUGUUCGUAACACCGAGAGCCUGGAGUCCUUAACGCAAAUAGAACUCAGUUUUGAAUCUGGACAGAACGGUUUUAUUCCUUCUAACGAAGUCAGCUUAGCACCCGUAGCAAGUGGCACAAAUACAGAAUUUGAAACGCGUGCUCCAGAUCAAAAACUGUUAGAAGAAGAUGGAACAAUCAUAACACUAUGA
Molecule: messenger RNA, 1119 nt
Organism: Sus scrofa (pig)
Lineage: Eukaryota; Metazoa; Chordata; Mammalia; Artiodactyla; Suidae
Gene: PARD6B
Product: par-6 family cell polarity regulator beta
Biological process (GO): centrosome cycle; regulation of cellular localization; establishment or maintenance of cell polarity
Cellular component (GO): cell cortex; apical plasma membrane; nucleus
Molecular function (GO): protein binding
Source: RefSeq, marked provisional